This is a messenger RNA of Colletotrichum navitas, 767 nucleotides long. RefSeq lists its product as uncharacterized. The transcript is spliced from 9 exons. The coding region runs from base 27 to 767 and encodes 246 amino acids. NCBI's taxonomy places the organism in Eukaryota, Fungi, Ascomycota, Sordariomycetes, Glomerellales, Glomerellaceae. The record is from RefSeq and is a predicted model, not a curated record.
CGCGAUAGUACCCAAGACCUGGAGCAAUGGACCUCUUAGGCACCUCUGUCGAGACCGUAGUGCGCCGGGCGGGCAUCAAUCAUAUCCCCGAGCCUCGCGCGGGGAAAGUCGUUAGUAUUAUUGUUGCCAUGAUGUCGGCAUGUCUAGUCGCUAGCCUUUUCGUUGUACGUUGGCUGUCGGUGAGAGACUGGAGGAUAUUGCCCUGGACCAUGUGGCUCGUCUUGUUGAUCUACUUCUUCUCAUUCGUCUUUGUCUUUGGGACGUCUAUUAUUCAGUUUGGAUAUGGAGCCGACCUCAACUUCCAUACGUGCUCUGCAGCCACCUUUUUCUGCUUAGGGGGAUACGUCACAACAAAGCACAUCAUUCGACAAACAAGAAAGAGUCGCUUGAAGUCGAAACUUUACCUCAUCAACUCAUUUGGCAUGCUAGGUGUAUUCGUGCUGAUUGUUAUUAUGAAUUUCAUCUUCCGAAUAACACAUUUCGAGGAUGGCAUUUGCAUCAUUGGGAUGCAAACACCAGUGAUACUGCCGCUGAUCUCAUUUGAUGCGGCCGUGAACGUCUACCUCACAAUUCUGUUCUUGCUGCCUCUAUUGAGUCUUCACUCCGUAAAAUAUAACUUCUGGAGGCCAUGGACCCUGGACUGGAGAAAUAGACGCAUCUCGCGAGCCCCUCCUAACAUCAGACUGCGGAAACUCGUCAUUCCCCCGAUUUGCAGUGCUGUUAUGAUUUGUCCUUUCCUAGUAGCCUCCGACUUUGCGUUUCCAUGA